AACCUAUGAAUCUAAACAAAACCACACACCACACUGCACAGCGAAAUGUCAAAGACAUGGAAUGAAUUAGGAAUUUCUUUGCAUGAAGAGGUGAAAAACGCAAUAAAAUCUUUGAAUUUUCCGAAUGCUACACCUGUGCAGACAUACACAAUACCACAAUUAUUGAAUAAAAAAGAUGUAGCUGCUGAAGCAGUAACAGGAUCUGGAAAAACGUUAGCAUUUUUAAUUCCCUUACUAGAAAUAUUGAAGAGAAGGGAAGCUGAAGAAAAAUGGACAAAACACCAAACAGCAGCAGUUGUAAUUUCUCCCACAAGAGAACUUGCUCUACAAACUAAUUCUGUGUUGGAUUCAUUAUUGAAACACGUUUCUAAUAUAACACAAAUUUUAUUUGUUGGUGGUAACAGUGUGGAUGAUGAUGUCAAGAAUUUCAAAAACAAUGGUGGGAACAUUAUCAUUUGUACUCCAGGUCGUUUUGAGGAUUUGCUCACUAGAAGACAAGAUCUCAACUUGGCAAAUUCCUUGAAGAAUUUGGAAAUAUUAAUUUUGGAUGAAGCAGAUAGACUUCUUGACUUAGGUUUUGAAAAGUCUGUCAACACCAUCUUGAGCUAUUUACCUAGACAGAGACGUACAGGUCUAUUUUCAGCCACACAAACCAAAGAAGUGGAAGAUUUGAUAAGAGCUGGUUUGCGAAAUCCUGUUUUAGUCAGUGUUUCAGCCAAGGCUGCUCAGAGUACCCCAGAACUACUGAAUAAUUAUUAUAUUGUAACAAAAGACAAUGGAAAACUGGCUACUUUAAUAUCAUUUCUUGAACAAAAAAGUGUUCAGAAAGCCAUGCUCUUUUUACCAACAUGUGCUACCGUGGAUUACUGGUCAAAUAUAUUUCCUCAUAUUAUUCCGAAAAAAUUGGAGUUGUCUGUUCUUGCUAUCCAUGGUAAAAUGAAAGCCAAACGUAACAAAAUAAUGGAAAAAUAUCGAACCAUUGAAAAGGGACUGUUACUGUGUACAGAUGUGAUGGCUAGAGGAAUAGAUAUUCCAGAGGUGGAUUGGGUUUUGCAGUGGGACCCGCCAGCUUCGGCUAGUGCUUUUGUACACAGAGUUGGUAGGACUGCUAGACAAGGACAGCAAGGUUCCUCGCUCCUUCUUUUAUUAGAAAACGAAGAAGCCUAUGUGCCCUUCAUAAAAAACAAUCAACGUGUAGAACUUAAUCCCUUGGAAGAUGGCAGCACAAAUGAAAAGAUUGACGAACUGAGAGAAUAUAUUAGGAAUAUCCAUAGAUCAGACAGGGCUAUUAUGGAAAAAGCCACACAGGCCUUUGUAUCUCAUGUGAGGGCAUAUUCAAAGCAUGCAUGCUCAUUGUUAUUUAAAAUUAAACCAACUUACGUUGUAUGUUCCCAAUACUUAGUUGAAACACUACAUAAACCUUUUCAGGAAUUACCAUUGGGUGCUGUGGGUGCAACAUACGGUCUUUUGAAAUUACCAAAAAUGCCUGAACUGAAGAAUAGAGAUUUGAGUGACUUUCCAGAAAUUCCUGAUCUAGAUUUAAAUACUAUUCCAUACAAGGACAAAACUAGAGAAAAAAUACGAAUACAGAAACUAGGUCAAUAUAAAAUUACAGGUUCGUGGCCAGGCCACAAACACAAAUUCAUCAAGAAAGACACAGAGUCUUGGUCAAUAUCCAAACAGAAGAAGGAUGACAGAAAAGAGAAAAGGGGUAAGAGGAAACAAAGUAAACAAGCCAAAUUAGCCAGUGGAGAGCCCAUUAAGAAGAAAAAGAGAAAAGGUAUGACAGAUGAAGAUCUUGCAGAGCUUAAGAAAGAUGUGGCUUUAUUGAAAAAAUUCAAGAAAAAGAAGAUAACAUCAGAAGAUUAUGAAAAAGAAAUGGGUUUGAUUUGAUACAAGUGUAAAUAUAUUUCACGUUAUUUUAUAAAAUAUCAGACAAUAAAUUGUUAAAAAAUUAAGAAUAUACACACAUUUUAAUACAAAAGUUAGUUUUAUAAUCAAUAUUCAGGAAGAAUCAAUAAAAACGUUAUUAUUCAACGUUAAAUUCUAAUAGGGAUUCAUAAUUGAUAUAUUACUCUAACUGUCCUAUAACGAUAAAAUUUAUUAAUGAUUACUGCUGUGUAUUACCCCACAUCCUUAGGGCUGUAAAGGCGGAAUUAAAUUUCUCACACCACUCUAUUCGCUCUUCUUUUGUAUCUGCAGAUAAUAAAUGU
Molecule: messenger RNA, 2213 nt
Organism: Phaedon cochleariae (mustard beetle)
Lineage: Eukaryota; Metazoa; Arthropoda; Insecta; Coleoptera; Chrysomelidae
Source: the annotation of a GenBank genome assembly